AUGUUGACCCGAAAGAUAUUCAGCAAUUAUAAUAGCCGGUAUUUUUGCAAAAAAGUGCUAAACAUUGAGAAGAGGUACAUCACAAAUGAAAGCGUCACUAAGAAGAGGAAUGAACUGUUCGAACAGGAAAAGUCCAGACAGCUUAACCUCAUCAAAAGAGUGGAAAAAAUUGAGGUGCAUUACAAAGGAGCCCCAGAGGAUUGCACUUUAAUUAUGAAUAAAGACCUGUCCACACCAUUCAACUGUGCUAUGCAUAUGAAAGAAUUCCUAAUGAUAAGAUCAGUAGUGGCCUUAGUGAAUGGAAAACCUUGGGACAUGCACAGGCCAUUACUUGAAGAUUGCACACUGGAGUUAAAACACUUUAAAGAUGAUGAUCCAAACAUCUGUAAUGAGGCAUAUUGGAGGACUUGUUCAUUUGUUCUUGGUUAUAUCUUGGAAAGAGCCUUUAAAAGUGAUUACUACAUAGAAUUAUGCAGUUUCCCUAAACCUGAAUUUAACUCUGGCUCAUUUGUCUAUGACGUCCAGCUGAACCUUGAUCCAGAAAGUAUUAAAAGGUUGGAGUUGAGCUGCUUCAGUAGGAUCGGCGGUCGGCUGCAUUUUGAGGAUAACAAGUUUGAGAGGAUAGAAGUUACGUUAUACAGGAUGAAGGAUCACGUUGACAUGACUAAAGGACCACUCAUAACAAACUCAAAUCUCAUUGGUCGAUAUUCCGUUGUGGCUGUACACUGCAUUGAUAGUCCGGAUUAUGGAAAGCUCUCAAGGGUCCAGGGAGUUUCCAUACCCUGCCAUCUACCCGUUCACUUUUGGACGUAUGACAUUCUGUGCCAAAGAGCUGCCAAAAUUAAUACGUGUGCUCCAAUACCGACGUUAAAAGCAGUGAAAAAAAUACCCGACGGUGAAGCUGAUUAUGACACGCUCCUCUAUGAAUUUUUUUCAAACAGAUGGGUCUUGAGAUCCGCUCUGAACUUCGUAAGUGAUGGAGAAAUAGUCAGAGAAGUAGGUAGAGGGAUUCAGAGAAAAGGACCAGAAACCAGCCAGAAAGUUUCGCUGGCUUUGUUGACGCCAAUUCAGCUUGAGCAUUGCAACAACAAUAGCAACAACUCAUGA
Messenger RNA from Helobdella robusta, 1107 nucleotides. RefSeq lists its product as hypothetical. Gene Ontology annotation, cellular component: mitochondrion. Gene Ontology annotation, molecular function: nucleotide binding; RNA binding. The transcript is spliced from 14 exons. The record is from RefSeq and is a predicted model, not a curated record. Lineage: Eukaryota; Metazoa; Annelida; Clitellata; Rhynchobdellida; Glossiphoniidae. The coding region runs from base 1 to 1107 and encodes 368 amino acids.